AUGUCUGCACGUGUCGUUAUCGAGUCGAAAUUCAUUGCUGAGUGGUUGGAGGGUAUCCCAGCUACUCUGGACGACCCGCAUAGCAGCCAAUUCGACCACCACAGAUCCAAGAAGCGCAAAUAUCACCAUCACCCUCUUUCGCCACCCACCUCACUGUCGGGAUCAAGGUCUAUCAGCGACGACAUGGCCCCGUCCCUCAAAACACCUAGUAAGAAGCACAAGAAGCGCAAGGUAGAUACUGCCCACGAUGACUCGGAUCCUGAGGGCAACGAGGAGGAGACACCGACCCAACCACCAAGGGCCAUGGAUAUCGAUAACAGUGAUGUAUUGUCUCUUUCUUCUGCUUCCAUGAGCCAGGCUUCAAACAAAUCAUCCCCGACCAAGCUAUUUCCGCAGCUUUCCCUGGCCCCGCAAGGCCUCAAACGGGUCCCUAUGGACCUGAAGGAUCCAAACUUACCCACCGACCUGGUAUAUCUCAUGAUUGAGAUGCAAGCUAUCUGUAGGGGCCGGGGGGUCGUCCCAAGAAGCCUCAAGUCCACAAUAGAGGAGCGGAAAAGAGAGAGUAGGGCCGACUACAUAUUCUACAGCGAGUUUGACGACGUUGUAUAUGGUACCGAUGAUGGAUUCUCAACGGAAAUGGACACUCUUCUCAACACCGCUCUCAAAACUGUUGAUGCAGCUGUUGAUUGCGACGCAACGCAACAAGAUGAGACAGGCUGGAACCAUCUUGUCCAUUCCCCGUUACUCGACACGGUCCUUGAUCGUAUCCCUCGUAACUUGGUUGGCUUUGCGCCUUGUAUGACAGCAAAUAUCACAUCAAGAUACAAAAUCCCGUCGGCACCUGGGGCAAGAGUUGACUACGCCAUGUUUGCAAACCCCUUGAAAGAUGGGGACUCUCGACUUGACGAUGCCAUCGAGAAUCUUCAACGAAGAAUGCCCGAAGCAUCCAUCAACCACACACCCUUUACCCCAUUCAGCAAACGCCCGAUCAGCGUCAGCAUCGAAACGAAGCGGCAGAACGGCGAGGGUGACAAGGCCGUGCUUCAGAUAGGGAUCUGGCAGGCUGCCCAAUGGAAUCUGCUAUCAGAGCUCACUGAAUCGCGAAUCGAAGACCUGUCCUUCAUCCCGGGCAUCGUAGUUGAAGGUCAUGAAUGGAAGCUGGUAGCGACGACGCACAGAGCAGGUAAAACGGUACUUUGGACAAGCCAACUCUUUGGGAAUACUUUGUCCCCUCUUGGAUCUUUCCAGGCCAUGGCGGGGGUCCGUCGAUUGAGAAGAUGGACGGCUGAAACAUACUGGCCGUGGUAUAAGAGACAUGUGCUGAAAUUAGGUCCUCGUGAGGCCCCAAGACUGCCCGUGUAA
Molecule: messenger RNA, 1362 nt
Organism: Fusarium falciforme
Lineage: Eukaryota; Fungi; Ascomycota; Sordariomycetes; Hypocreales; Nectriaceae
Exons: 4
Coding region: 1-1362 (453 amino acids)
Source: RefSeq, a predicted model, not a curated record